Molecule: messenger RNA, 1372 nt
Organism: Sinocyclocheilus rhinocerous
Lineage: Eukaryota; Metazoa; Chordata; Actinopteri; Cypriniformes; Cyprinidae
Product: tumor necrosis factor receptor superfamily member 10B-like
Exons: 10
Coding region: 191-1264 (357 amino acids)
Biological process (GO): TRAIL-activated apoptotic signaling pathway; positive regulation of apoptotic process
Cellular component (GO): plasma membrane; cell surface
Molecular function (GO): protein binding
Source: RefSeq, a predicted model, not a curated record
UCUCGACCAUCCAUCAGGUCUGCAAUUUACCAUUCGUAAAUUCGUUUGCUGCGUGUUCUGGUUUAAAUAAGCGCUAAUUUUUAUAAUAUAAGACUGGAAGUUUUCAACAGCUAAAUACUAAGAGGUGUCAGUAGGAUGGUGCUUGGACGUGACCUUUCAGUUAAUCCGGAGAAACGAUGAUUUGACUAAUAUGAGAUACAACAUUUUCUUGGUUUUUUUGUUACUAAAUCUCAUACAUGCUGCUAAAAGUCACUUGGAUCUGGCCUGGGCUCAAAGAUCCAUAAAGAACAGAUCAAGCCGAGAUGUUUCCUGCAGAGAGGGCAUGGAGUAUGAACAUGACAACAUCUGCUGCCUACACUGCCCUGCUGGAACAUAUGUGAAAAAGGCCUGCCUUACUGUUUCAGAAAAAGGAGUGUGUGAGCCAUGCGAGUUUGACACAUACACUGAGCAUGACAAUGGACUGCGGAAGUGUUUAUCAUGCAGCAAGUGCCGUAUAGAUCACGAAACCACAGCGAAAUGCACAAGUACCCAGAACACACGGUGCAAGUGCAAACAGGGGUCAUUUUGUUUACCUGACCAGGCAUGUGAGGUGUGCAAGAAAUGCAGUAGAUGCAAAAUAGAUGAAGAGACUGUAAAAAGCUGUACAGACAUUUCCAAUACCGUUUGUAGAAAGAGAAGCUCUUUGGGCAGCUCCAGCUCAGUGACUUUUAUUGUUGUUGUGCCAUUAAUUGCAAUGCUGGCAAUCAUUGUGGUUAUCGUCUACUGGACAAAGUCAAAACCAAGUAAAACAGCAGUAACAUCAAGAAGUCCAAGGGAAAUGAUUAAGAUCUGUAUGGGUGACAGUGAGGAGGUGAAAGAGGAGUGGCAGAAUGCCCACAACUCCAUGAUAGAUGACUCCUCUCAACUCCAGCCGUUCCUUGAGCAAAACUAUGCGGAAAGAGAGUCAUUAAGAAAACUUGUUCCUUUGAAUGGAGAAGAAUCGUUGAAGAAAACCUUUGAUUUCUUUGAAGAAAUGGAUGUCCACUAUCAUAACAGAUUCUUCAGGUUCAUUGGACUGAGUGAUAAUUCAAUCAAAAGUGCAGAGUCUCUUUUUCCAGAAGACAGAAUUUACGAACUGUUAAAAAUCUGGAUGGAAAAGGAGGGACUGAAGGCAGAUUUCAACAGUCUUAUUGAAGCAUUAAUCUAUUUAGACCAAAGGCUGUCAGCAGAAAAUAUCAUUGCAAAGGCAAUUAGUAAUGGUUACUUUAAAUAUGAAGAUGAGUGACUGGAAACAUGCAAAUAUUGUCACCACAUAUUCUCCUCAGAGAGCAAAGUUAUGCUUUUGAUUUUUUUGUGUGUGCAUGGCUUACCUUAAGAUGUUAUGCCACUGUUU